This is a messenger RNA of Pestalotiopsis fici W106-1, 1536 nucleotides long. RefSeq lists its product as uncharacterized. Lineage: Eukaryota; Fungi; Ascomycota; Sordariomycetes; Amphisphaeriales; Sporocadaceae. The coding region runs from base 1 to 1536 and encodes 511 amino acids. The record is from RefSeq and is a predicted model, not a curated record. The transcript has 6 exons.
AUGUCGGCUGGCAUCUACCACGCUACUCUCAACAGCACUCUCAGUGGGGUUGACUGUUCGCCACACGUCACGGUAUUCCGCGGGAUACCCUACGGCAGCAUUCCAAGGCGCUUUGCUCGGUGUGAACCGAUACACACUUACCCGCGAGAACUCGAUUGCACUCAAUUCGGUCCACGAUGCCCCCAACUCCAAUUGGACGUCGGUUGUCUGCUGCGCAUCCCACCAGAUAUCUCGCCUCGACCUGAAAAUGAAGACGAGUAUCGAUGCACCAAUCUUGAUGUGUUUGUACCAAAGCUUGCGACCCAGGACAAUGGCAAUGGCUUGCCCGUCUUGGUCUGGAUUCACGGUGACUUCAAAGGUGGCUCCCAAGCUGUAACGUUUGGCAGUAGCGCAUCUGGUGUAUGCGACAUGACCGCGCUCGUGGGUAACUCAGUGGUUAUGGAAAAGCCAGUUAUUGCUGUCACCGUGCAAUACAGAUUGAACAUGUUUGCUCUUGGAGAUGGUACCGGCGAGAAGAAUCUCGCACUCCACGAUCAAUCAUCAGCAUUGACAUGGGUUCAACAGCAUAUCGCUGGCUUUGGGGGAGAUCCAACGCUCGAUGUCUGCCAGGCAAGAGUCACGUUAGCGGGUGAAAGUGCCGGAGCUGUCUACUGUCACGCCCAUAUGGUGACGGGUGCACCAGCACAACAAUUUGCCUUGUUGUCGGGAUCAUUACAUCUUUCACCGCCACAACCUGCGCAUAAUGUAAUGGCAUUGCGAAGUUCGAUAAGGCAAAAGCUCCAAGAAUUGAGUCCUGACCUGGAUUUCAGCUCGGCUUCAGCAGCUCAAAUCGUUCAUGCUAUAGAACGAUCAGGGGUACAAUCAUUUUUUCUCGAGGACGACCCCAUUUUCGCAGGCUGGGAAAAGACAGUUGGCACAGGGCGUCGCCUGUUCCUGAGUGAUGUGCAGAAAGAGUCGGCCAUAUGGCAAGCAGGGAUACACCUCUUAGAUGACCAUGAUAUCAUUAAAGCCUUUGACCUAGCUGGUGAUGAUAGCAGGAAGCUCAAAGAACUCUAUCAUAUCCACUCUGGGCGGUCCUCGUCCUGCCGGUUUGGAGCACUCGAUUUCAUCAACGACUACAAAUUCGUUCUUCCUAUACAUCAGAUAAAAAGGCUCUGGCAGAAUUCGGAUAGAUUAGUGUUUCGCUAUUUAGUCGAUGAAGCGAAUCCGUGGCAGCCAUCGUCGGGAGCCCAUCAUGCCGUUGACCUCGUGUUGCUUUUUGGUGGAUUUGGUAUGGCCACAAGUGCGGCAGCUGAGAGGACUGGGCAGCAGAUGCGGAGUGCAUGGAUUCUGUUCCUCAACGGCGAGUCACCAUGGAGUCCCAGCACGAGCGACUUCGCGUUUGGUCCAUAUGGUGUUUCUUCUGUACUGAAUCGCGAAGAGCUAGGGUUUCGGCGCAGAAUGGCACAGAUCGAAUUCCUUGACCGAACAGAUAAGUCGUCGUUGGACCCUGUGUUCAGGGCAUUGGCAGCAGGUCGGAUUAGUCUACUCAAUUAG